CUUAGCUGUGGUUUGGGGAGAGCAGACCUCAAAGGACCAUUAGCUCCAUCUUCUCCAUAACUCUAGAGAGUUGAAGAGGAGUCCACCCAGCUGCUGUGCUGGUCCUUUCUCCAGAAAAGAACAGCUAGGAUGCCAAGACUUAAAAAGGGGUCACGCAAAGUCCACCUUCCUGAACUGGACAGAGAAAUCCAUACCGAAAUUUCUCCAAGUUACUCGGGUAAUCCACUCCUGAAAUUGUUCCACAGAGCCCAACCCAGCAUCAGUUUCUCUUCUCUGACCCAGACCCCAAUCAAAACCGUUCUGCAGAAGUACCUUUGGAAAGGCGAAUACCCUUCCUUCCAGUCUGUGCCAAUGUUUGAGAGCUGCUUUCACCAGGUCACCCGAAGGGGCAGGCAUGUGUUCAUCCACAACCACAGCAAUGAAGCCAUCAUUGGCAUCGCCUCCACCAACGUCAAACUUCCCUUGCCCAACUUGAUGUUCGUCGCUCGCCCCGUCGUUGGUCCAUUUUCCUCAGGACCACACACAGGGGAGCCAAUGCUUACCAGGCUCCUCCCUUUAAAAUUUGUACGGAUCUCCAUCCAUGAUCCUGAAAAGCAUCUCAUCAAAAUCAAGCUGAUCAAUGGCCGCACAUAUUACCUUCAGCUUCACGCACCCACAGAGGAGGAGGAAGCCCAGUUUGAUCGCUGGCUGUCACUGGUCUACCUUCUCCAUCACCCACCGGCCUGCUAUCUGCAACCUAAGCCCAUGUCUUGCACCAUCAUAGACAACCUAAGCAUUGAGCUCAUCCCAAGUGAGGAAGAAGAUGAAGAUUGGAAGGAUCAGAAAGGGAAAAAGCCUCCUGCUGAACAGAAGAGGUUCAGCAUCGAACAAGAAGAAUAUACGGAUGAGGAGCGGGAAAUACUCCAGGCAAAGCCUAGCCGGAUCCAAAGUGAACGGCACUUGUACGUUCAUGAAGGCAGCUAUGAGACCUACAAAGGGAGCAGCAUAAAGGCCAGAUCAUCCAGGUCAUCCAGGUAA
This is a messenger RNA of Sceloporus undulatus (fence lizard), 1017 nucleotides long. RefSeq names its product protein FAM71C-like. The record is from RefSeq and is a predicted model, not a curated record. Bases 130 to 1017 code for a protein of 295 amino acids. Lineage: Eukaryota; Metazoa; Chordata; Lepidosauria; Squamata; Phrynosomatidae. Gene Ontology annotation, cellular component: nucleus. The transcript is spliced from 6 exons.